Molecule: messenger RNA, 1018 nt
Organism: Peniophora sp. CBMAI 1063
Lineage: Eukaryota; Fungi; Basidiomycota; Agaricomycetes; Russulales; Peniophoraceae
Source: the annotation of a GenBank genome assembly
GGUACUUGCUUUCACCCCACCCACCAUGCCCUCCCGCUCCCCCUCCGUCGACCCAACCCUCCGCCUCUCCCCCGUUCUCGGCCCACACCACACGCGCUACCUCACAACCCUCUGGCUCUUGAACCCCGGCCACUUCCCCACCGUCGAAUCGCGCCAACGCUGGGCCGCCGCGCACGACCUCCUCCCCGUGGCCGUGCACACGUGGUACCGCGCGAAGCGGCAGGCGAUGCAGAGGGCACGGCAGAGGAUACCGAGGGAGGAGUUUGAGCUGGGGCUGCCGGAGCCGAGGUUGCAGCCGACGCUGGAGGAGCUGGAGGAGAUGAGGAGGCCGAGGGUGAAGCCGCAACCGAGGAAGGAGAAGGCGGAGAGGUUUCCAACCGCUCCCGCACCCUCGUGCUUGGAUGGCGAGCAGCGCGUUACGCGUGCGGCUGCCAGACGAUUGCGCGGGCAGUCGCUCGAUAGCGAGGUGAUUGGAUACGAGGACGUUGAUGCGGAUGUGGACGGCGCGUGGGCGGCACGCUCGCCGUCAUCGUCGCCUGUGUCGGAGUUUUCGACGUUAUCGCUCGACUAUAUGCGCUCGGGCCGCUCUGAAUACUCUGCAACGGAGUAUGAGAACGCGUCUGAGUGCGAUGUGGACGAAGACGCGGUGAUUUCCACGUGCGGGCCGAGGGUCCUGGUGGACGGGUGCGAAGGCAUUGAUUGUUGUGACGCGUGCCAGAUCAUGGUAUCUGCCGGCCUAGUCUCCGAGUCUAUCCCCGACGCGCCCUCCAACAUCUGGGACGCGCCCUACGACUUCGCCUUCUGGGCCCACUUCGAGGCAAACGCGCUCGCACCAACGCGUCUCAAUUCUAUGCGUGACGCCUAUGAGCAGAGCGGGCUUGCGAGCUGGUGUGCAUCCGAGAAGGGGAGGGUGUACGAGGACUUCGUGUGGAAUAUGGAUGGUGGGGCUGUGUCGGUGAAGAUAGAAGACGGCGCCGAGGAGAUGGUUGUCAAUGGCUCGCUCUUUGCUCAUGCUUGA